Micropterus dolomieu (smallmouth bass) is the source of this 1075-nucleotide messenger RNA. Its product is annotated as Golgi apparatus membrane protein TVP23 homolog A-like. Gene Ontology annotation, biological process: vesicle-mediated transport; protein secretion. NCBI's taxonomy places the organism in Eukaryota, Metazoa, Chordata, Actinopteri, Centrarchiformes, Centrarchidae. The record is from RefSeq and is a predicted model, not a curated record. The transcript is spliced from 7 exons. The coding region runs from base 100 to 744 and encodes 214 amino acids. Gene Ontology annotation, cellular component: Golgi membrane.
GAUGUGAACAGUAUAGUGCCUGAGGAGGUCGGUCUCAUUUCACUGCAACACCUGGCUUAUUGCAUCCCAAUAGGCUACAGCUACGCUUGCUUCCCUCAAAUGACGAUGGCGGAUGACACGGAGGAUGUGGAGCUGGACUUUGCUGCUGACGAGCAGGAGAGGGCGCGGAGAAGCGCAGUCAUAAGACACCCCCUCGCCUCCUUUUUCCACCUUUUCUUCCGGGUGGUUGCUAUUAUUACCUAUUUGCUCUGUGACUGGAUCAGCGAGAACUUUGCAUCAUGUUUUGUCCUGAUCAUCACUCUGCUCUCUUUUGACUUCUGGUCUGUCAAGAAUGUGACUGGCAGGCUGUUGGUGGGGCUGCGUUGGUGGAAUCAGGUUGACGAGGAUGGAAAGAGCCUCUGGGUGUUUGAGGCCAAAAAAACCUGCCGAGGCAACAACAUUGGGACAGAGGCAGAGGCAAGGAUAUUUUGGCUGGGUCUCAUCAUCUGUCCUCUCAUUUGGACAUUCUUCUUCUUCACCUCCCUCUUCUCCCUGAAGAUUAAAUGGCUGGUGAGACAUGUUACUUGUGUGCAUGCUCUGCAUAUAGAGUCACUUGUGGUAGCUAGUAUUUCCCUCCAAGUGGCUAAUCUCUAUGGGUACCUACGCUGCAAGGCAGUGGGAGACGAUGGCCAGCCUCCAGACACCCGCUCUUUCACUGGACAGCACCUCCUGCAGCGUCCAGACAUCAUCUUUGGAAUACUAUGAAGAUGACCUCCUGUACCUGUACAGCCACACCGCUGUGUGUGUGUGUGUGUGUGUGUGUGUGUGUGUGUGUGUGUGUGUGUGUGUGUGUGUGUGUGUGUGUGUGUGUGUGUGUGUGUGUGUGCGUGCGUGCGUGCGUGCGUGCGUGUGUGUGAGCGAGAGAGAAGGAGGGAGAUAGAUGAGCGCUGCAUCUUCUCCAAAGUUCCGACAAACUGCAUCUACUUGAAUGGCUGUGUGCCUUCCUUGUGCAUGCCUCAUGCUGCUGACUGUUCACUUCCCAUGUUGCCCAUGGAUUGAUCUGGCUAUUAUGUCAAUAAAAGAUAAGUGCAUUUUA